This is a messenger RNA of Daphnia magna, 1835 nucleotides long. RefSeq lists its product as uncharacterized. The record is from RefSeq and is a predicted model, not a curated record. The transcript is spliced from 7 exons. NCBI's taxonomy places the organism in Eukaryota, Metazoa, Arthropoda, Branchiopoda, Diplostraca, Daphniidae. Gene Ontology annotation, molecular function: protein binding; extracellular matrix structural constituent. Bases 186 to 1679 code for a protein of 497 amino acids.
AGAUUCGGCUCUGUAUAGCUUUGGAGUUGUGGGAACUCGUUUCACGCUCCAGCUUUUGCCUUAAAUCAGAAUCACUUUCUAUCCGUGUUUUAUUCGUAGCAAUUGGACAUUCUUCUCUGCAUACAUCUAUAUACCACCAGAUAAUUUAAAACCCUGUUAAAACGAUAAGGGAUCGAGUAACAAAAAUGGCUCACCUAGUUUUGAACAUUUUUGUCUUAAGCCUGACUGUAGCACUCUUCAUCAACGUGACAGCUGUCAGUGUUGAACUCAAAACGAAUGUUACUGAUCGUUUGCAAGAGCUUCAUGAAAUUCAAGAAGAUCUGAAGAUAAAAUCGAAACAAUUCGAGACAAUGAUUAAGUCUGAAGUUGGAAAACUAAAGGAGAAAGUUGAAUUUUUGGAGACCAAAAUUCAAGAGCAGGAUAAUCUUCUAAAAAAUUGUCAAGUUGCAACUUCUGAUGCCAUUGGGUCUUUGAGAAAUGUCGAAGAAAAUAACCUGAAAAAAACGGUUCUAGACCCUAAAACUUGCUUGGAAGCCCGUACUGCUAAUCCUUCACUAGAAUCAGGAAUGUAUUUCAUUGAUCCUGACGGUCAAGGCAGAGGAGAUGAUCCCAUUUACGUCUACUGCAACAUGACCACCGGAUCAACAUCCAUACUGCACGACAGUGAAGAUUCAAUCACCGUUAGCCAUUGUUUCGAACCUGGAUGUUACACUCGAGAAAUUAAGUACAAUGCUACUCUUAGACAGAUGACGAUGCUCAGCGAACUUUCUAAUGUUUGCCAUCAAUCCAUUCAAGUUGAUUGCUACGAUGCAGCUUUUGAAUUCAACGGCGUACCAUACGCUUGGUGGAACGACCGCAAUGGCGAUCCACGGUAUUUCUGGUCCGGUGUGAAUAAUAAUUCAAGUGACCGAUACCAUACUUGUCAGUGCGGACUGGAUGGAUCUUGUAAAGAGAAAAGCCUUUCGUGCAACUGUGACAGCGACCUGGCCAUCGAAUUAUCAGACGUUGGAAUUCUAUUGGAAAAGGAUUUGUUACCGGUGACAAAGUUGAAUUUUGGCCGGACUAUCGCCCCCACUUCCAUCAACCGCCACACGCUAGGUCGAUUCGAGUGUAACGGGAAAGUUGUACUUAACGGAAUGCCCACAUCCUGCCAAGAUCUUUGGCGGAUUGGUUACAUUCUUAGCGGAAUUUAUUCCAUCAAAGGAUCGUCUAACAAAGUUGAAACGGUCUACUGUGACUUUACCAAACUGCCUGGCGAUGAAGAGCUGCAGACGUGGAUCGGUUACGCUGAUGUUAAAUCGGAGCCUGUGCAGUUCACCGUCGCAAGAAAGACAUCGUUUAGUACCCUAAACACAGCUAUUUCCUUUGAUCAGGAAACACUGAACACUGGGAAUGCUUUGAACACUUCGACAGGAGUCUUCGCUGCUCCACGCAACGGGACGUAUUUCUUUGCGUUUUCAAGCUUCUCUGAAAGUCAGUACUCUACGUUUUCGGUUGAUCUUCAGUUAAACGAUGCGACGAUUGCAAAUUGCGUCACUUCGUACGCGCUAUUUUAUUGCAAUGUUCCAAUCACGCUAAAGUUGAGUAGAGGAGACAGAGUUCAAGUCUCUCUUCAACAAGGAUCGACUAAUAACGCCAUAUUCACUGGCUGGCUACUUGCGGAAGACAUUUUCCAGUAAUACUUGAAGAAGCUAAGCGGAGAACCCUUAAAUGCGCAUUAUAGUUUCCAUUGAGCCCAAGUUGUCGCAAAUAUUACCAAAUCAUUUCUUCUUAAGGAGAAAAUUCCUUUCCCUGGCUGAAACAUAUAACACAAUACAAUUACGCAAAUCCAUUAA